GCUAUUGUUGAAUACGAUUAUGUGGCCAAAGAACCCGAUGAGCUGGACUUAGUCAAAGGUGCUCUUGUACAUAACAUUAAACAGAUGCCGGGUGGCUGGUGGGAAGGCACGCUACAAUCUACAGGGGAAACCGGCAUGUUUCCUGAUAAUUUUGUGCGAGUUAUUGAUAACAGCGACGAAAAUAUAGUCACAAUGAGGGACAAAGCAGCAACAGCCAAUCGGCGCUGUAAAGUCAUCUUCAGCUACACACAAGUGAAUGACGACGAACUGUCGCUGGCCGUGGGUGAUGUCAUUGAAUUCCUUGGGGAGGUCGAGGAAGGCUGGUGGCGUGGACGUUUAAAAAACAAAAUCGGCGUAUUUCCAUCGAAUUUCGUUACUGUCAUCGAGCCAUCACCUAUUUUGGCCAGUAAACGACCAGCAGCCGGUCCUGCUGCCACAUCAACCGUAAAAGCAGCUGCGACAGUCGCAGCGUCAAGCGCAGCUGCAUCAGCGCUUGAGAAGUCGAGCGUUGGCGCCAGUAGCUCUACAUCAUCGACUAGCACAAACACCGUAACCGCCAGUUCAACAUCAACGAAGAAAAUGAAUCGUAUUAGUUUUCACAGUUCCAAAGAGGAUCUGUUGAAUAGCAGUAACAUCAGCAGCAGCAGUGGCAGCAAUUUCGUUGCGGCAACAAGCACAAACAACACGUCUGUGGAUGAUGUUGCACCAUCGUUGCCACCGAAACCGCAACGGGAAUACUGUCGCGUCGAAUAUCCGUAUACACCACAAAACGACGAUGAGCUGGAAUUGAAAGUGGGGGAAAUCAUCACGAUCAUCAGCAUGGAAUUGCCGGAUAAGGGCUGGUGGAAGGGCGAACUACACGGCAAAGUUGGUGUAUUUCCAGACAACUUUGUCAAACUGUUAGACGUCACAUCACUGAGCGAUUCACAACCUUCCCAACGAACUGCGAAAGCAUCCAAUGCUACUGCCGCCGCUCCCACAAGCACCAUCACCGCCGCCGCUGCCAAUACAGCACACGUAAGAUCAGCCGCCGCAUCAGCAGCCACAUCGGCGGCACACACCGCAGCAGCUACAUCCAAGGUGUUCAUCAAGAAGUCCGGCAGUAAUUCGUCGACGCAAAGCUCCAAUCGUAAGGACAGUUUCGGCUCAUAUGAUUCACUCAACGAUAUACUCUCUGAAACAGGCUUGCAGAGCGGCAAUGUUGCUGCACAACGCAAAUCGCUGGAGAAUAAAAAUCUAGAUUUGUCAGCGAAUGCGGCGGACGCAAGCAGCCGCCUGGCAUUGAAGAAGCAACAGUUACAGCAACAACAACAGCAUUUGCAAGAGACGAAGACGGUGUUGACAAAUAACGGUAGUGUUACAACGACGACCACAACAACCAGCAGCAUGUCAGCGAGCUCAGCCGCAGUUGCAAAUGAAUUGCGCAAGAGCUUGGAAAGUUUGGAUGAGAAGACGAAGACACCGCCGCCAGUGCUGACGAAGAAGCCCACCGUAACGACGAAGAAACCGUCGAGUGUUACGGGCGUUGCGAGCAACCUCUUCGGCUUCGGCAAGCAAAAAACGAAAAGCACCGACAGCAAACUCACCACCGCUGCUUCCCAAGAUUUUGCGGAUGGAAUGAGCAGCAGCAAGAUUUCAACGUCGGGAGAUCCAGUUGUUUUACGUCGGGCCGCCACUAUAGCAACUGAGGACUCCGAUUUCGAUCGGCUAGAACGCUCCUCCAUACUGACAGACAUGCGUGCAGGACGCGUUAAAGCGCCCAAGCGACGUCCACCUUCGGCGGCCAUUAAUAUAAUCGGUGAAAGCAACAAUAACGAUACAAUUUACCUCAAUGGUAGCAGCGGUGGCGGCGCUUCUGGUGGCGAGUUGUCACAAGAGGAAGGCAAACUACAAUCGUCCGACGAAAACUCGACCGGCGAGGAACAGUUGGCAAAACCGAGGCCACGCGAAUGGGAGAAGAAGAAGGCACCAUGGAUGGAAGAGCUGAAAGCAUCACAGGUAAAGAAGAAGACCUCGCCCAGCGUGGAGCCACGCACUCAAAGCACCAGCAGUGUGACCGAUCGGACAUCACGACUGCUUGGCGAUGAUGUCAAAGUUACUAGCAGCAAUCACAGUAGCAGUCAUAGCAGUAGUAGCGCCACGAGUAGCUCGACCAGCACCACCACAAAAGUACAGUCCUCGUCAGUUUCGUCGAGCUUAAUGCAACAAUCGAUGACUGUUGAGAGCAGCCAGCAGGUGCUGAAGCGAGAACUAAAUUCCAACACUAUUGCUGACAUCAUGACCAAAAGUAUGAGCAAUAAAUUCACCACUGACUCAUCGACGCUUUCACUGACGACGACGGCGCCGCAUGCCACCUCAGCCACCAACGCCACCACUGCCGGCGAUGAUGUACGCGCGCGACCCAACAGCCUAUCGAUACGUAAUCGCAGUAUGUCACCUUCAUUGGCGGAAAGUAGCGGCAGUGGCAGUGUGCGCACAGCAGCAAUGAAGAGUACCGCUUCACCAGCAACGACAGCCACCAACGAGCCGCCGAGCUCCAAUGGCGCGGUGAGCUCAUCCGCACCAGUUGCCAAUGUGGCAGCGGCGGCGUCCAGUCAAAAUUCAAUAGGUGCUAAUAACCAUUAUCAACAGCGGACCAGCAACCCAGCUGCAGCGCCUAUAGCCAGCGAUAAUGCGCGCAUUGGUGAAUUAGAGCGGCGUGUUGGAAAACUAGAGCAAACUGUGGGCGCACAACAACGCACCAUCGACGAACUGUUGCGAUUGCUGCGCGAGGAGACCGAUCGUGUGAAGGUGCUGCGCGGGGAAUUGGACAAAUAUGCGCAGUGCGUGACGCAAGUUUAAUUGCUUACCAGUAGUUGUUCUGCUUGUUGAUGUUAGGAAUGUGUAGUGGAGUGCGUUGAGUACAUACUAUGUAGUAGUGUGUGAUUGGUAGUGGAUGCGCCCAGUCCCUUAGAGCCCUGACUUGUAAUGCGCUUGUAGAGUUAAAGUGAAGAGAGAGAGCCCGGGUUUCUUACAUUCUUGCAAAUUUUACUGCAUUCCAAUUUAUUUUAUACGUAUGUAUGUUUUGAUUUUCCUUCUUAAAUUAUGUGAUUAAUUUAAUAUGCGGGCAUUUUAAAAAAGUCCCACAUGUAGAAUAUAUGAAAGUUUAUGCGUAAAUGGAGCCCAAUAAUGAAAGUAGUGGUGCAAGUAUUAACCUACAACAUAAAUGCUUACGUGUGUCAUUUAUUUUUUCCAAAACUUAAAUACGUUUUUUGCAUGCUUUGCCUAUUGCGCCUACGAUUGGAUCGUAUGUAUAGCGGUUGAGCGGUACUUUUUGGUUGAAAUUCUCAAACCGAUUGCUGAUAUAAAACUGCGUUAUGAGCGCGUUUGUAACGAUGUUAAAUAUA
This is a messenger RNA of Rhagoletis zephyria (snowberry fruit fly), 3386 nucleotides long. It is a transcript of the gene cindr, whose product is annotated as CIN85 and CD2AP related. Gene Ontology annotation, molecular function: protein binding. Lineage: Eukaryota; Metazoa; Arthropoda; Insecta; Diptera; Tephritidae. Gene Ontology annotation, biological process: actin filament organization; cell migration. The record is from RefSeq and is a predicted model, not a curated record.